This is a messenger RNA of Periophthalmus magnuspinnatus, 3421 nucleotides long. RefSeq names its product sorting nexin 29 (gene snx29). The record is from RefSeq and is a predicted model, not a curated record. Bases 332 to 2836 code for a protein of 834 amino acids. NCBI's taxonomy places the organism in Eukaryota, Metazoa, Chordata, Actinopteri, Gobiiformes, Gobiidae. The transcript is spliced from 21 exons. Gene Ontology annotation, molecular function: phosphatidylinositol binding.
CAAAACGCCUCUCUUUUCUCUCUGACACGAACACCACGCACCAGACAGACUCAUAUAUGGCUUCUAAUCUACACUCCCUGCAGUUUAGCAUCUUUAUUUCGCACGGUCACGUCUAAAGGACCACACUUUUAGACUGACGGCUCCAGCGGCUUCCUCAGAAGGCCUGUUUGUUUACCGUCUCUCCGUCAGCGCUCCAGCCGCGUUUAGGUGCACUCAGACCGGCCACGGGACCAGCAUGGACUCGGUCUCCCGCUAGUUUCAUUUCCCGUCUUUUUUAGAGGAGUUUGGUGCUAAGCUUGGAUGCUAUUGCUAACGGCGGAGGGCUGUCAACAUGAACGGCACUCAGCAGACUGAUACAAAGAGACAGCACCUCCUAGAGAGGCUGCUGGAUGCUGUUAAACAGUGCCAAAUUCGUUUUGGAGGAAGAAAAGAGAUCGCCACAGACUCUGAUAGCAGGGUGAUUUGUCUGUGCGCUCAGUUUGAAGCGGUCUUACAGCACGGUUUGAGGAAGAGCAGAGGACUGGCCCUCACAGCAGCAGCGCUCAAACAGGCUGCAGGAUUCAGCAGCAAGACUGAAGGAGAUUUGACGUUCUGGUUCUACGUAAAAGAGCACUUGAACCGCCACGAGCUACAGCGGUUUUACUCUCUGCGUCAGAUCUCCUCGGAGCUGGGGAGGGGGCGGGCCUGGCUGCGCUGUGCCCUCAACGAACACUCGCUGGAACGCUACCUGCACGCAUUAGUGGCCGACCGUGCACGCCUCAGCACAUACUAUGAAGACUGGGCCUUUAUUCUGGAUGAAGAAAGAGCCAGUAUGCUCCCUACUAUGGCUGCAGGCUUGAACUCCAUCCUGUUUGCCAUCAACAUCGACAACACGGACCUGAAUGGUGGAGUGACUCGUGCUGGGGGUUCGUCCGUGUCUAAUCUGCUGAAGGAGUCCACACAGGGCAUAGGGAGCCUGCUAAAGGAGUCCACUCAGGGAGUCAGCAGUCUGCUAAGGGAGAUCAGCACGGCCACCGCUGUAGUACCAGGAUUCACUGCUAGAGGAGAUGGAGGCUCCGACCCACUGCCAGUUCUGCCACGGAGCACCUCUGCUGACUCGGGCCUUCGAAAAGAACGACGCAAGAAGAAGAAAGUCACUAACAUCAUUUCCUUCGACGACGAUUUGGACGGAGGCGCGGAGGAUGAAGAGGAGGCAGAGGAGGACCAACACAACAUUAAGAGCCUGAUGAAGAGCAACACCGCCCCUGCUCAGGCCCAGAGCAGCGUGGAGGAAGGGGUAGACCCACUGGACCACAGCUACUCGGCCUCUCCUGCCCAGAACGGGGUGGCGGAGGCGGGGAUACUCAGCUGGGUGGGCUCCCCUCACCCCUCCAGGACCCCGCCCAUGAGCACCCCUACCCUGCCCAACAGCAAGAGCCUGGACAAUGAGGAAGAGGAGGAAGAGGAGGUGUACAAGCCCAGAGCCCAGGAGCAGGAAGAGGAGAGGACCAGCUCGGAACAACUGGUGGUGGGCAGUUUAUCCAGUGUGUCUACGUGGAGCCCCCUACAGGCAAUGGUAGAGCACAGCAGCUCAGACAUCCUCAUCCCUGUGAACCCCACUGACCCCCAGCCAGUAAGCUCUGUGGAAGACACUGCUGCAUUUCCUGCUCAGAGUGAGAACACCGGGCCCAUAGACAACUGUGAGAGCAGCAGUGUGCAGCUAACAUUCAAUAUGGAGUCGAGUCCUCCUGCCCAACACGCUCCUAUUUCCAGUGCUCUGCCCACGUCCGCUCUGCCAGAAUCCAUGUCUGUGGUAGAGCUCCGCCAAGCCAUCGUAGCCAUGAUGAACCGCAAAGACGAGCUGGAGGAGCAGAACACGUCUCUCCGCAGUUUACUGGAUGGAGAGAUGGAGCACUCGGCCACCCUCAGACAGGAGAGCGAGCAGCUGAGGAAGAAGCUGACUGAACUUGAGGAGCGACAUGACGUCAAAGUUCAGGCUCUGGCCAGGGAAAACGAGGUGCUCAAAGUCCAGCUGAAGAAAUACGUGGGAGCUGUGCAGAUGCUGAAAAGAGAAGGGAGCAAUGACGCGCUGUCAGUGUUGCGGUCCAGUGAAGAUGUGGCACCCGCUCCACAGAACAAGUUCAUGGGGGACAUCGAGGAGCUGGCGGCGAGCUACGAACGCAAACUUAUUGAGGUGGCUGAGAUGCACGGCGAGCUAAUAGAGUUUAAUGAACGCCUGUACCGCUCCCUCAUGGCCAAGGACCAUCUUAUUGUCCAGAUGAGACAAGAACUCAUUGACCUACGUGGACCGCUUCCAGGUGAUCUAAGCCAGACGUCGGAUGACCCCAGCCUGUCUGAUUUUGAAACUGCCCACCGUGCCCUUAUCAACGUCUGGAUACCGUCGGUGUUCCUUCAGGGCCGCGCUGCUAACGCUUACCAUGUCUACCAGGUUUACAUCCGUAUCCAUGACAACGAGUGGAACGUGUACAGACGCUACACGGAGUUCCGAGAGCUGCACAACCUCCUGCGAGCGCAGUUCCCUCAAGUGGACACCUUUAACUUCCCGCCCAAGAAAGCCUUAGGGAACAAGGAUGCUAAGUUUGUGGAGGAGCGGAGGAAGCAGCUGCAGUGUUACCUGAGGAUGGUGAUGAACAAAGUGGUGCAGACUCUGCCCGAGAUCAGCGCGCGCCCCACGAAAGAGACAUUGUUGGCCCUGCUGCCCUUCUGCCAAGACGCUCCCCAGACCAACGACAACGCCACCAAGACCCCGCGCUCCAGAACCGCCUCCCGCUUCCCCCGCCUGGGACGCAACCGCAACCAGGACGCCCGGCCCGAGCCCCAGAGCGGCGACCUAUAACGGAGGACCGCCCGCCUCCGAUCAGCUCCUCCAAUCAGCUCCCACAGGCCAAAGACUGUUACAGAGGCCAUUUUGGACCUUUAACUUGCCCCCAAGAUGAAAACUAAAAACAUUCGGGUGCUGCCUUGCCGGACGAAGGAUCAAUCUUAAAAAGCUGCCUAUUAACGGACUGACGAAACGGCGCCAAUUACCUCAAAACGACACACAGACUGGCAGCAGAAUGAAAUACCAGGACCAUUUUCGUACUAGUUUUGUAGUUGGUGUAAAUCGGUCACAGUGCCUACAGUGUUUUGUAGCUGCUUUCUGCUCUCAGACGAAGAGCAGAGGAAACGCACGCCUGUAGUUUAACGCAGUGAAUGUUGUCUGCUUUAUGGUGCCAAUUAUUUUAAUAUUUGCAAUGGAUUUCUGGUGUGGACCACUAGACAACGGGGCAUUCUGCGCGGAGAAUAUACAUGUAUAAUUACGGCGAAAGCUCUUGGGAGUAAUAUCAUCGAGAAACAGAACCGAUUGUGAACAGAAAAUGCAGUAUGGACGUGGAGUAUCGUCUGAUUAAGUGCUGACUUCGGUCUAAAGUUCAAAUGUAAG